Messenger RNA from Oreochromis aureus, 22080 nucleotides. RefSeq names its product nesprin-1-like. Bases 16 to 20868 code for a protein of 6950 amino acids. NCBI's taxonomy places the organism in Eukaryota, Metazoa, Chordata, Actinopteri, Cichliformes, Cichlidae. The record is from RefSeq and is a predicted model, not a curated record. The transcript is spliced from 108 exons. Gene Ontology annotation, molecular function: protein binding. Gene Ontology annotation, cellular component: membrane.
CUCGAGAAGCAUAAAAUGGUUGCUAAGGCCGUGCGUCGCCUUCAUGAGGCUGUGGAGGGCAGAGGGAGCUGGGACCAUUCCAAAGCUGAAGAGCUGCAUCGCGAAAUAGGAGAGGUGGCUAAAGAAGUGGCCCGACUUGAGGCUGAAGCUGUUGGGUUAGAUGGGCAGCUGAGCAAAGCACAUCUGCACCUGUGUGGAGCAGAGUGGAGGGGAUCUAAAGAUGCCAGCCAUCCUCAGGGAAGAACAUCUUGCAGAGGACAGGCGGUUGCCCUGACAAUGGCUCUGGAGGAGGUGCAGAGGGGUGUGGGGUGGAGACAAAGUGAAGCGGAUGCUUUAGGGGCUUUGUGGAGCUCCUUCAGAGAGAGAAGAGAAGAAGUGAUGAAGAAUUUGGAGAAACUAGUGGACGAUGCAAGACAGGAGGGCAUCAGAGAGAGCUCUGUACAGGCCUUUCACAACAGGAUGCGUUUCUUUGUCCAGCUGGAGGAUGAGCUCCAGUCCCUGCAGCACUCCCAACGGUGGUUAGAAGAGAAGGGAAACCAGCUGGCCCAGAGAGACAGUGAGCUGGCAGGAGAAGCGCUCAGGGAGGUAGCUCUGGUGAAGAUAGCCUGGGAUAACGUCAGGACUCUAAUCAUCAACAGUCAGGAACACAGUGGAGUUGUGUUAGAUCUUCUUCGCCAGUUCCACCACCUGAAGUCGAUCCUCACCACACUCAUGGAGAGCGCUCAGGCCGUCGCUCACAAUCUGCCUGACCACAACCACAGUGCUCAGGAAGCCAAAAGGACUUUCACGCAACAUAAAGCCAUAAAAGAUGAGCUGAGAGAAAAGCAGGAAGACAUGGACCAGCUCAUCAGGACGGUCGAGGACCUGCAGAGGGAGCUGGAGAAGGUUCCCAACUGUGAAAUGUCCUCCAUCCAGAGAGACACAGAGACACUUAGAGAGCAGUGGCUGGCGAUCGCAGAGAAAAUACAAACCAAUACAGAAAGGUUAGGCUACUGUGUGAAACUCUGGGAUGACCUCAAGGCCGCGGAGCAGGACAUCAACCAGUGGACCAGUGAAUCCAUCGCUGAUCUAACCGACGCUGUCGCCAGUCUCAGUGACAAGGAGAAGACAGAGGCCCAGCUUGCGACCUUUCAGGAGGAGGUUGAAAAGAGGGAGCACAUGCUGGAUGUUUUGGAGGAGAGAGUGGCAGAUUUGAAGGCUCGAGCCAGACUGCAGGAAAUCCCAUUACAAAUGCAGGUCCUGCAGUCAGAUCUGAGGAAGAAAAUGGCCCAUGCUGAGGAGGUGUACAAUCAGGCCAAGCACACUCUGACCUACUUCAGUUUCCAGAAAGAGCGACUGGAGGACCUCAUGUCCCAGAUGGCCGAGCGGCUGGAGGCAGUCGAGGGUUCCUUAUCGGACCUCACCGAAACUACUUCCCCUGAAGACAUUGGCACUGUUAAGGACCUGCAGAGUGUCGUGCAGCAGCAGAGGGCAGACAUGGACUCGGCUAGAGAUGCCCUGACUGCUCUGUGCAGAUCACAUCCCUCUGAGGAGCUGUCACGCCUCUCGUCUGAUCUCACCUCCAUUGCCAAACGAACCGAGACCGUUUCCCAACGCUGUGCCAAGACCAGAGGAAACCUGCAGGACGGUCUGCAGCUCCAUUUCAACGAGCUUGUCCAAGACUUCAAAUCUUGGCUAGCGAUUCUGAAGUUGGAGCUGAAAGAAUGCUCUAACCAGUCAGGAGAUGCUGUCCUCCUAGGAGCCAAGUUACAAAGGUUAAAGGUAUCACUUCAGCGGAUUUCAGAGGGUGAGGAGCGCCUCUCUGAGGUUUGUAAAGAGGCUGGAAAACUCCAGCUCCACCUACCUAAAGCUGGAGCAGCACAGGUUCAAGAGAACCUCUCUGCCUGCCAGCGAGAGUGGAGGAGCUUUCUGGACGGUUAUUAUCAGAGCAAGCUGGACUUGGAGGAGAGCGUUGGCCUUCUGAAAAAUUUUGACGACUGCGUGCAGGGUAUAAGAGACUGGCUGAAGCAGAUGGAGCUCAGCCUUAAGGCUGAGCCAGUUCUUGGGGGAGAAAGCCAGCAAGGACCCCCAGACACCACAGAAGAGCUGGAGAGGAUGGAGCAACUCCAUAAGGAACUGACAGAAAGAAGGGAGUCUAUUGAGCGACUCUGCCAGGAAGCCCAGGCUCUAUCUGAGGCAGGCCGGGGGUCAGGAGGAGAGGUCAGAGUAUCAGGCCAGCUACAGAUGGAGCACCAGGCACUACUGAAGGCAGCCAGGGAGAGGCUCAGAGGCUGCCAGGAGAGCCAGGCUUUUGGAGACACUCUCCAGGGGGUUUGGGCUUGGCUGGAGGAGAUCCAGGAGCGACUGGGUACAGUCGACAGCACGAUGGGGACGAAAGAGCAGUUAGAGCAAAGGCUGGAGACGGUGCAGGAUAUCCUGCUUUUGAAGGGAGAGGGUGAGGUCAAGUUAAAUAUGGCAAUGGGUAAAGGUGAGCUCGCCCUGCGCAGCUAUGGCGCCGCCGGACAGGAAGUGGUUCGCUCUCAGCUGCAGGAACUGGAGGACGCAUGGGCUACACUGCUUGUGACAGCCAUGAGUUGCCACAGUCGAUUAGAGUGGACUGUGUCUCAGUGGGGAGGAUACCUUGAAAGUGCCGCCCAACUGCGCUGCUGGAUGGAGGUUGUGGAGCGGGAGGUGUGUGCCCCUCUCACCCCUCAGCCAGGACCUAGGGAAAAAGCCUCACAGCUGGAGAGACUCCGUGCUCUGCUGGCUGAUCUAGAAGACCACCAGAUGGCGCUGUCCACACUGGAGGAAAAAGCCAGAGAACUCUUCAAGAAGACUGGUGAUGCCAGCUUUAACCAUGGUGCUCGCACCCAGCUGCAGGUGCAGUUUGACAACCUCACAGCUUUGGUGGAGGAGAGAGUACGUCUGGCGCAGGCAGUGGUGUUGGAGCACCAGGACUACCUGGAGGCCGUUAGAGAGCUCACUGAUUGGCUAAUGACUGCAGGGGAGGAGCUACAGCACUGGUCUGACACAUCCGGAGACUCCACAUCCAUCAAAAAGAAACUGUCAGAAGUUAGGGAGCGCGUGGAGUGUCGACUUCUGGAGGGCCGCGACCGCCUCAGCCGGGUACGUCGCAGCGCAGCGUCCACAGCGGAGCACACGGCAGCGGGAGGCUGCGAGGCCAUGGAUCGACAGCUGGGGGCGCUGUCCCACGCUCUCGAGCAAUGGGAAGGGGCCGCUCUGAGGGCCCGGGAUAGCUUGGAGGGGGCCCUGUGCGCUGCCGCGGCUUCCGAAGAGGAAUAUAACCGUCUGACCGCCCAGUUGGAGGAAGAGUUAAAAGUGUUUGAUGGACGUCUGAGGGGGUGGAGCCAGGAGCUGGUCAAAGCUGAAGGGCAGAGUAACGGCGAGGAGGCCGUGGAGGGAUGGCAGCUGGCUAAGGAUAUACUGGAGGGCUUGCAGAGCGCCGAGCCGAUGGCGGAGAAGUUGAAAGGCCAACUGAAUGACCUGGUGCGAUACUCCAGAGACCUCGGCUCACAGUCAGACCGGGUCACGGCGCUAAUCAAACAGCACAACAGCCUGAGUCUUCGUGCAUCCAGGGAAUGUCAAAAUAAGGAGCGCUUGUUGGAGCAAAGGUUUCGUGCAGCCCUUAGAGACUUCCAGCAGUGGCUGGUCAAUGCCAAAAUCAGCACUGCCAAAUGCUUUGAUGUGCCGCAGACUGUCACAGAGGCGUCCUCUGCUUUGCAGAGGAUUCAGGAGUUCUUGAGUGACAGGGAGAAUGGCCAGGCCAGGCUUAGUACAGUAGGAGCCAGUGGGGAGCUGCUGAUGGCUGUAGUGUCCAAAGACAGGGUGGAGGGAAUCAAGGCCAAGGUGGCAAAUGCGAGAGAAGACUGGAAGAGCCUGAUGAAUAACCUGCAAAUGAGAGAAGAUGCUCUCAAGAACCUGCAGGCCCAGAUGACAGAGUUUGAGGCCAGUGCUGAGCCUCUGCAGGAAUGGCUGAACAGCACAGAGGUCAGAGUUCAGGAGAGCAGUGCUCGCCUACAUGACCUUCCAGCCAAGAAGCAGGAGCUCAGCAAACUACAGUGUGUGCUGGAGGAGAUGGCGUGUCAGGAGGUAGAGCUGGGCAGGCUGAGGGAAAGAGCUCAUCGACUCUGGGAGGGACAAGCAGCCGGAAAGGGCUUCGUCCACAGAGUAUCUCAGCUGUCAGCACAAUACCUAGCCCUCAGCAACUUAACCAAGGACAAGGCAUCCAGGAUUGAGCGAAUUGUAGGGGAACACCGCCUUUUCUCUGAAGGACUGAAAGAGCUCCAGGACUGGGUGUGUGAGGCUCAGCGGGUCCUCAACACCUGCAUCUCCACCACUACAGACAAGGGCUUGUUGGAGGACCGGAUGUUACAACUUGAAGCCUUACUAACUGCCCGUCAGGAGAGGGAGAUCCAGCUAAAAAUGCUCCUGACGCGGGGAGAGGCAGUCCAGAGGAACACUUCAGCUGAGGGAGUCCCGGUGAUUCGCAAACAGAUCCAAGACCUCAAAGACUCGUGGGACUCACUGCUGUCUGCCUCAAUCCAGUGUAAAAGUCAGCUGGAAGGUGCUCUAUCGCAGUGGACCAGCUAUCAAGAGGACGUGGGUCAGUUUAUGCAGUGGAUGGAUCGGGUUGAAGAGACGCUUAGCUGCUCAGACAGACAGUACUCUGAGAUGAGAGACAAGACUGCUAACCUGGGAAAGACCAAGCUUCUCUAUGAGGAAGUACUGAGUCACAGCAGUCCUCUGGAGACCAUUGCCACAAAGGGUUCCAAUAUGGCUGAACACUACACGACACAGCAGGAGGUGCAGCAGCUGCAGUGUAGAUUCAACUCCCUCAAAGAAAAAGCUAAGAAUGCAGUCAGCAAGGCCAAGGAGCUGGUGCUGGUGCAUCAGGAGUAUCAAAGGGGGUUACAUGUGUUUGAGGACUGGCUGGAGAAGGAGCAGGCCUCUCUGGCCUCAUUGUCCCAUCCAGAGGGAAACGUGGAUACACUUGAGAAUACACUGCAGCAGCUACAGAACCUACAGGAGCACUGUUCAAAUGGCCAAGCCUUACUCUCUGCUGUGCUCACCAGCAGAGAGAGAGUAAUCCCCUGGGGUAUACCUCAGAUCGAGGACCGAGCCCUGGACACUGCUCAGCGAGAGUGGGCAGCCUAUCAGAGCCGCCUAGAGGAGACUCAAGGCCAGCUGCACUCAAUGCUGACCCGACUGAGGCAGAUGGGACAUAAAUUCCUGAGCCUGGCACAGUGGCUGGAGGAGAUGGAGAGGGUAGCUAAUAUCAGAAGUAAUCGGAGGUCAGACGCAACCACCAAGCAGAUUCAGCUGAAGAAACUCCAGGGGUGUCUGGAGGCAGUGCUCACACGGCAGAGUGAAGUCGAUGGACUUUCAUCUUUGGCCCAGGAGGUUCUGGAGGAAACUUACAUCAGCAGUCGUAUCAGUGUUACGGCCACUCAGCUCACUGCCCGAUACCACUCCCUGCUGCUCAACAUACAGGACACCAUCAAACAGCUACAAGAGGAGCUGAGGAGCAUUGAAGAGGCCGAGAAUCUUUGCAAGUCCUUCACCGAGUGGCUUGGCUCGACUCUGAAAAGCUUCACAGCAUUAACUGACACUUCCGAACCUCUAGACCAGGUGGCCAUGGAGAAGAAGAUGAAAAAACUAGAGAGUCUCCAGUCUGAGCUCCAGCACGGUCACAGCUUCCUGAAAUCACUCAGGGAGCGAGCAGAACAGGCGGCAGGCUUCCUGAAUGAAUCUGCAGCUGAAAGUUUAGGAGGAGAAGUAGAGGCGCGUCUUUCCCAGCUGGAAGAGUUAGCUGGAGGCCUCAGGCAGGAGCGCAGCUUCCUUGAGCGGGCAUUACUGCUGGCUAAGGAGUUCCAGGACCGGUACAAGGCUCAGGCCCAGUGGCUGGUGGAAACCAAGGUUUUGCUUCGUACGCCAGUGGAGCCCAAGGCUGAGUUGUAUCAACGCAGAGCACAGCUGACUAAGUAUAAGGCUCUGUUGCAGAUGGUUCAGUCCCAUGAUGGAGCCAUCAAGUCAGUGCUGGAAAAGGGCGACGCUCUACUUUCCUCUGUCCACUACCCCUCCAUUCGAGAUAAAAUGAGCAAACUACAAAAGGACUACACUGGACUUUGUAAUACUGCCUUGGCUCAUGUGGAGAAUUUGGAAGGCCAGGUGAAGGAACAGGAAGCUUACCACAACGAACUCCAGGAAGUGGAGCGCUGGUUGCUGCAGAUGUCCAGCAGGAUGGUGACCCCUGAUCCCAGUAUUAGCGGCAGCCUGGAGGCAGCCACUCAACAGCUGGCCAGACACAAGGCCAUCAUGGAGGAAAUUGCAGGGUUUGAGGAUCGCUUGGCAGGCCUGAAAGAGCGAGGAGACCACCUGAUGGAAGGCUGCAGUGACCGUGUGCAGAGCAGGCUGAGACAGCAGGUCCAGGCACACCAGCAAGGCACCAGAGACAGCUACUCUGCCAUCUGCAGCACAGCGCAGAGAGUGUAUCAGAGUCUGGAUCAUGAGUUACAGAGACAUGUGAGUCUGCAGGACACACUGCAGCAGUGCCAGACGUGGUUGAACUCUGUGUCAGAAGAGCCAGAGCCUCCUACACAUCCUUCUUUCAGCCUCGAGGAGGCUUUACAGCAGGUGAAGCAGGAGCGGGCUCUGCAGGAGCAGGCUGGCACUUACCUCCAGCUUGUGUGCUCCACGUGUGACCUGUCUGAGCCGAGGGUGAGGGAGACCGCGGCAGCUAUCCAACAGGUCAAACUGCAGAUUGAGGAGCGUAUGCUGCUUUGUGAAGAGGUAGCCGACAGCUGGAGAGACAUCGAGGAGCAGAAGGCAGAUCUGGAGACCCAGCUAACAGAGACAGAGCAGCAGCUUCAGAACCUCACCAGGAGACCUGCAGAGCUGGAGCCUAAGAUUGCACAGAACCAGCUGGACAAGGCCCAGGAGUUCCUGCAGCAGAUUAGGGAGAAACAAUCUGAGGUAACACGUCUGCAUGAAGCCAUCGGCAGGUUGAUGGACGGACAGGUCUCUCCUGCCCUGGAGGAGAUAAGGAGGCUGAAGAAAAGCUGGAUGGACCUGGGCCAGCGGACUGAAGAGCUGGAAGCCCUGCGGGGGGAGGACAUGCAGCGAAGUGGAGAGUAUCAGGAGAGUGUUGUUGCUGUAGAGGAACUUUUCCAUCAAGUAUCCAGGGAAUGGGACUACCUUGCUAGGGCUGACACAGAGAGUACAAGUGAGCAUCUAGAGGCACUCAGGAAGCUCGCCAGUGACCUAGAGGAGCAAAGAGAAACUCUGGAAGACUUGAGGGACCAGAGACAAGCUAUCCUGCCUCGACUUAGCCUGCUAGACAAGGAGCUGGUCAAACAACAGGUGGGUCAUCUGGAGCAGCGCUGGGCACAGCUGGAAUCUCUGAUUCAGCAGAAGAUCCAGGACUCUGCGCAGAUGCUAGAGGAUCUUGCCCGAGUGGAAAAUCAGCUGAGAGAUGCCAGAGAGUGGGUGGAGGAGCAGCGGCCUGCCCUCACCUCUGCCCUGAAAACCAGCCCACCCCCCGAUCUGGCCCAGAGUUUCCUGUUCGACCACCUGAGCGUAUGUGUAGAGCUGGAGGCCCGUCAGCAGCUGCUCGGUCAGGCAGUGAAGGAAGCUCAAGCUGUGGCUUCCAGGCUGGGACUGAGUGAAAAGAGAUGCCUGCAGGAGCUCGUUGAACAAGCCCAGACUGAAGUGGAGGCUCUCGGGGCUCGAGUUGCCCAAAGGAGGAAGUACCUUAGUAAGGCCUUCACAGAGAGGACACAGUUCCUUCAAGGCCUGGGGCGAGCAUUGUCUUGGAUACAGCAACAGGAGAGGAAGGCCUUGAUAGAUGACCACAUAGCACUUCUUCCUGAGGACCUGGCCAAGCAGGUUGCUGGAUGUCGAGGUGUCCAGAGCAGCUUACGAGCUUAUCAGAGGGAGCUGGCAUCUCUCUGGGUACAAGGCCGCGAUUUAGAGAGAGAUGCCACUGACAAAGAGAGAGCAGAAACGCUGGCAAGACUUGAGGAGCUUCAGUCUGCUUUUGAAACUGCUCUCCAGAGGACUACCCAGCGUCUUGCAGCCUUAGAGAAAGCCUUGACCUCCAGGAAGUACUUCCAGGUUGACCUAGACAAGACUUGUCAGUGGCUGAGACAAGCAGAUGACAUAACAUUUCCGGAAAUCAAUUUAAGCACUGCUGAUGAUAGCUCUGAUUUGCAGUCACAGCUUUCCAAUUAUCAAAAUGUCCUAGAACAAGCUUCCGAGUAUGAGAACCUCCUUCUUAUUGUCCAAAGAAUAGGCCAGGAGAUCCUCCCUACUCUGAAUGAGAUCGACCAUUGCUACCUGGAUGAGCGGCUCAAUGCCCUGCCACAGCAGUACAAUGCCAUCCUAGCUCUAGCCAAAGAGAAGAAAGACAGGGUCCAACAGAUUAUCCUAGAACGGAAAGAGUUCUGCACUUUCUUUGAUAUUACUCGUAAUGCACUGGAGGAGCUUCAGGAGCAGUUUGACAAUCUGGAGAAGCAGACUAUCAGUAUUGAAGAGGAGGAAGUUGUUAGUUUAGUUAAUGAAUACAGAAAUAUAAAUGAAAGUUUAGUCCAUAUUAGCCCUGCUGUUAGAGAACUGCACGGGAAAAAUGAGGGUUUCCUCAGUAAAGGUCAGCACUACAGAGCUGAGGAGACACAGCAGCUUGUGAGUCUCCACAACACACUGAAAAGGAGAAUUGAUCAGAAGAUCAAACACUUACAUGAUUGCUUGGAAAUACUAUCUAAACACAAAGUAGUUUUUUCCAAGUUAGACUCAGAGUUAAAGUCUGCUAAAGAGGAGCUGGUGAAAUUGAAAUCAGACAAAGAAGUAAGUGCCAUAGAUAAAAUCUCAAGUCUUUAUUCACUGCUUGAAAAUCUGGAUGGAGUGAACUCUCAGGCUGAAGAAUGCAAACAACAGAUGGAAAACCUUUGUCUUACGACCGAUGCUGCUGCCUUUCAGGAAACUAGUCUGCAGCUCCAGUCGCUGCAGUCUUUACGAUGUGACGCUAAGCGUUUCGUUGAAGAAAGCGAAACGACAGUCGCAAAAAAUGAAGACUUCACAAGAGCAGUUGAGAAAGUGUUCGAGUGGUUGAGGACUAUUAAGGACAAAAUGAAGGAUCCUUUGACCUUUUCAGAGGUCAAAAUUGAGAGGAUGCACGAGGAAGUGCGGAAACAGAAAAUCAAGGAGGAAGAAGUGAAAAGUAGACUGAGGGUCGUUGAUGUCUUGGGUGCACGAGAAAAGCAAAAGUACGAAAGCAGGAAAGCAACCGUUCCUUCCCAUGUAGACGAGAAACUGCAGGAGCUGGGAAGGCUGGGAGAUGAAGUCCAACAACGAAUUUCUGCAAAACAACUGGCUGUGGAUCAAGCGCUUUCCUUGGUCCAGAGGCACCACUUAUCUCUGCAGUCCAUGCAGAAAUGGCUAGACUCCGCUGCGGCUUUACUUCAGAGGGCCACCACAGGGGUGGAGCUUGAAAAUCAAGCAGACUGUGCACAGGAUCUGGAAGAAAUUUUAGCUCAGGAAAAAAACUUCAAAGCUGGUUUAGAGGAGUUCAGGACUUUGGAUCCCUUGCUGGUGGAUUUUCUGGAGGCAGGAGUGAUGAAUGGGCUUAGAGAAAAAGUAAACGCAAUGCAGCUAAGAAGCACCGAAGUCAAACAGCAAGUGGAUACUUACAGAGAAGUGUUGGAGAGAUGUGCAGCUCUGUGGAGCUCCUUCCAACGUGAGAAAGAGACCGUGGUUGAGCAAAUGAAUGAUUCAGAGGGCAGGAUGGCCAUGUUCACAACAGCUAAAGCUGUAAGCGCCCACCAAGCAGAAGACAAGUGUCAAAGAUACAAGUCGCUGGUGGCGCAUGUUGACUUGCUGGAAAUGCCUCUGAAUGCUUUGAAAGAAAGAGCAGCAGAGCUGGAGCAAUUAAUCUCUGAAUCCAGCAAAGCUAUCACCAGUCACGUUGUAUCGUCGCUAUGGCAACGGUGGACCCGUCUCCGCAGUGUGGCCCGAGCCCAGGAGAGGGCACUGGAGGACACCGCAAGAGAGUGGAGGAACUUCAAUGAGAAAAUGGAGAAGGUACGAUCGGUGUCCAAAGACCUCCACGGUCGUGUCCCAGACAGCACGGUUGAGAAAGCAGCCACCAGGGCGGCGCUUCAGAGUCUCCUGGAGUACCACGACUCCUUCAGUCUGGAAGUGGAGAGGGAGCAGUCCAUACUGGCUCUGCUGGGGCAACAAAGUUGCAGUCUCAGGGGAGAGGAUGACAAGGUGGAAGUGAUGGAGAAAAGCACUGAGAACGGACACAAGGAGACGCCGUGCUCACAGGAGAUCCAGAGCAUGCAGGAGCAGUAUGACAGCCUUGUGUUGCAGGUGCGGGCUAGCAGGGCUCAGGUGCAUCAGGAGUUGAGGGAGAGAGAGGAGGUUGAGAAAGAGCUAGGCUUAGUCAAAGGCUGGAUCCAAGACACCCGGGGUUUAUUGCUGAGUCCCACUGCAGACCUGGAUUCACUGCUGCAAGAGCUAGAGACGGCACACGGUGAGGUGAUCAGCAGACGUCAGAGUGUGGAGCGGAUGACAGAGCUGCAGCAAUCCAAGUACCAAGACCUCCAAGCUGGCCUGCCCUCUGAACUCAGCAUGCAGCUAGCUGAGGUGGCGCUGGCUCUCGGAUCUGCUGAGGAUCAGGUGCAGGCAAGGGAAAGGGAGGUGCAGCAGACCAGAGAUGUGAAAGAGGACUUCAGCUCCAGACUGCAGGACAUCGAGGCAAAGCUGAAGACCAUUGCUCUAAAAUUGGAAGACAAGGGUGCCGACCUGGAGGAGGCCAAAGAAGACACCAAAGCUCUUUCUGAGGAGUGUGAAUCCUGCGGUUGCUCUCUGGCAGAGUUGGGAGUGGCCGUGCAGGAGUUUGGGGAGCAGAACCCUCUCCUGUGUAAGCAGCUGGGUGAUGCUGUGGCCAAAUUGACAGAGGUGCAGCACCACACCUCGCAGCAGGUCCAGGAUAGAGCCAACAGACUGAAGAAGGCAGAAAGACAGGUGGAGGAAUAUCAGGGCAUGAAGGCAUUCAUUUUGAGCUGGACAAAGAAAGCUGAGGCUCUGGUCACCGGUAAUAUCAUUUGGAGCUCUGCGUCCCAGCUGCAGGAGCAAAUUCGAGCACACCAGGCCUUACUGCGUGAGUGUAGAGGUCUCCAUGGUGACUUGGAGGCCAUGGGGGAGAGGGAGGUGCAGCUGGCGGAUGUGUUGCAGACAGAGGGGUGGAGCCAGCGGGUGAAACACCUCAGCAGACGCGCAGAAGAGCUGCAGCAAACUGCCAAGACUCGCCUCCAGAGUCUGCAGGAUGCAGCUAAGGACAUGUUGCGUCUGGAAGCGGAGGUCAAGAGCCUCCAUGCUGCUGUAGAUCAGAUACAGGCCACACUUGCUUCCCCUGAGCUUAACAAGCUCAGCCUCAGAGAGCAGUUGACACAGAGACAGCGUCUGCUGGUGGAAAUGGAGGGCUUUAAGCAGCAAGUAGCUGCUGUUCAGCAGUGUCAGAGCGCCCUCCGGCUGCCAGAGGAGGUAGUGGCCAGUCUGCCUAUCUGUCGCACAGCUCAGACUCUGCAGCAAGAAGCCAGCCAACUGCAACACACCACAAUCCAGCAGUGCAACAUCCUGCAGGAGGCCGUGGUGCAGUAUGAGCAGUAUGAACAGGAAGUGAAGAACCUCCAGAGAUUAAUUGAAGAAGCUCAUCGGAUCAUUCAGGACCGGCCCGUUUCCACUAAUAAUAUACAGGAACUUCAGGCUCAGAUACACCACCACGAGGAGUUAGCCCAGAAGAUCCGUGGCUACCAGGAGCAGAUCGCCUCGCUCCACUCCAAGUGCAAGAUGCUGACAGUGAAGGCCAAACACGCCACUAUGCUGCUGACGGUCAGCGAGGUGGAGGGCUUUUCAGACGGCAUGGACGAACUGAGUGACGAGGAGCUUCCCAGUGCUGUGACAGACACCACCACAGCUGACGCCAAGCAGCUUCCAGCACACCCCUCUGUGGUCAUGAUGACAGCCGGCCGCUGCCACACACUCCUCUCCCCUGUGACAGAGGAGUCAGGGGAGGAGGGCACAAACAGCGAGGUCUCCUCUCCCCCUGCCUGCCGCUCCCCCUCUCCGGGGGCUAACGCUGAAGCUGCUCUUAACCAGGGUCGAGGUACACUAAGCCGAGCACCUCUGCAGGAACUGUAUGACCCAUCUAUGGAAAGCAGUGCUGCUAACUUGGACGACCUGCAGAGAUCCUGGGAAACGCUAAAGAAUGUGAUCAGUGAGAAACAGAAGAGCUUAUAUGAGGCUCUGGAGCGGCAGCAACACUAUCAGGAGUCCCUCCAAUCUAUUUCCACCAAGAUGGAGUCCAUCGAAGGGGCGCUGAAUGAGGGCUUAGAGCCCAACAAGACUCCAGAGAGCCAGAUGGCUGCACACCAGGCUUUAAUGGAUGAGAUCCUGAUGCUGCAGGAGGAGAUUGGUGAGCUACAGAUGUGCUUCUCUGAGGAGCUAGCAGAGAGUGAUGGUGAUGGGGAUGCUGGGGAGCAGCUGGCCCUGCAGUCUACUCUCACUGUACUGGGAGAAAGGAUGGCCACCAUUCGAAUGAAGGCUUCGGGGAAACGGCAGCUGCUGGAGGAGAAACUAAGUGAACAACUGGAGGAGCAGCGACAGGAGCAGGCGCUGCAGCGAUACCACUGCGAGGCCGAGGAGCUCGACAAUUGGCUGCUCAGCACUCGCGCCACUCUCAGCUCUGCCCUUCAGCCCCAAAAUGAAGACAUGGACAUGGAGGAGCAGCUCAUCGACUGUCAGAAUAUGCUGUAUGAGAUCGAACAGAAGGUGUCGUACCUAUCUGAGCUAUCCGUCCAUAGCGAGAGCUUGUUGUUGGAGGGCCGGGCUGAAACCAAAGGCGAGGCGGAGCAGCUCACCCUGAAACUGCACUCCCUCAAAGACAGCCUCCUAGAGCUGCAGCAGAUGCUACAGGACAAACAAGUUGACAUACAGGGUUCACUGCAAGAGCAGGAGGACAGUGAGCCAGAUUCGUCUCUGUCCCAGAGUCCUAACGUUCAGGAGUGGCUCUCUCAGGCCCGGUCAACACGCACGCAGCAGCAACACGACAACCUGCGUCGACAGAAGGAGCUUCAGGAGCACGUCGCUGAACAGAGGAAGCUGCUCAAGUCUGUAGCCAGCGUCGGAGAGGAGUUACUCAGCCAACAAACCACACCCAAUGGGGACAGUGAGGUGUCCGUGCCUGGUGGAGUGCUGCUGGAGAAUGAGACCUUGUCUCAUCUGGAGCAGUUGAGACAGAGAUGGGAAAACCUAAAUAAUGAUCAGAACACAAAGCUGCAGCUCUCCUUGAACUCCCUGGAGCAAGACCAGCUUAGCCCGGUCCUCCACCGGUCCCGUCUGUCCAGUCCCAGCGUGGUGUUCAGAGGUGAGGCUACCAGCCAGGACUCUUGCUCUCCUAGAGCUUCGUUUGAGGCCUGCAGCCAGACUUUAGAAAGAAUCACAGAGGAGGCAGCGGGCAGUGAGAGUAAGCUUGCAGGAUAUUUAGGGGGGGCAACAAUCCAGCAGGACCUGUAUACUGCAGUAUCGGCUGCCUCGUCCUGGUUAGAUGCUGCUGAGAAUCAGCUGCUCGCUGGUCCUGUGCUGCUCUCCGAGGACACAGAGACACAGCUCACACAUUUGGAGGGUUUGAAUAAACAGUUGAAGGAGAUGACCAGAGAAGUGAAAAAUUGCAGAGAUCUGCUGGGUGGUGGAUUGGACAGGCUGUGUGGAGGUGAAGAGCGAGCUCUGAUGGAAGACACGCUAGAGGGCCUGCAGGAGAGGAUGGGCCUGCUGGACUCUGCAUUGGAACAGCACUGUGACGCCAUGAGGGACAGGCUGCAGGAACAUUCAGCUCUCCAGAAUGAACUGCGGUUGCUGUUCACAGCCCUGACUGAAAGCAAACACCAGUUGCUACAUAAGAUGGCCGGAACUGCAGACAGACCUGCAUCCAAACAGAUAGAGACAUUAUCAGAAGUAGAAGACAGCCUGAAGGAAUUUGAGCAGAAAGUUACUGAGCUGAAGAUGAAAGCAGAGGGACUCCAAUCAGACUCAUCAUCCAAUCAGGAGCUACUCAAACUACAAGAUGCAUACGAGGAGUUGGUGCUCAUGGUGGGCUCCAGACGGAGUAGUCUGAACCACGGUUUGUCUCUGAAGGCUCAGUAUGAAGCUGCACUGCACGACCUUAAUGACCUGGUGGACACCGCUCAGGACAAGAUGGCUGCUGACCAAAAGAUGACAGUGGCUUCUGUCAUAGAGGUUCAGAUGUUACUAGACAAACACAAAGAGUUUUUCCAGGGUCUGGAAUGCCAUAUGAUCCUCACCCAGACAUUUUUCAGUAAAGUGUCUGGUUUGGUGUCUCAGAGGGAAAGCCAAACCCUGGAGGAGACCAUGGUUUUAGCCCACAGUGUGCUCAAACAGGCCCACAGAAGAGGAGUGGAGCUGGAGGGGAUUCUGGAGUCAUGGAGCAGACUCGUGGAGGACUAUCAGGCUCUGUGUAGACAGCUGGAGGCGGUGGAGUGUAGCAUCCCCACUGUGGGUCUGGUAGAGGAGACGGAAGAGAGGCUAACCGAAAGGAUCAGCCUCUACCAGCGACUUAAAGCCAGCCUGACUGAGCACCAGCCCCAACUCUAUCAGGUGCUAGAGGAGGGCAAGAAGCUUUUUCUGUCUGUUGGUUGCUCAGACUUGGAGAACCAGCUGACACAGCUGGGAGAGCACUGGCUGUCCUCCACCACUAAGGUCAACAAGGAGCUGCACCGCCUUGAUUCGACACUCAAACACUGGACCAGGUACCAGAGUGAGUCAGCAGAGCUGAGCCACUGGCUGCAGUCGGCUCUGGAUAGACUGGAGUUCUGGACGACCCAGUCGGUGACCGUUCCUCAGGAGCUGGAGACUGUCAGAGACCACCUCUGUGCCUUCCUGGAGUUUUCCAAAGAGGUGGACGCUAAGUCGUCUUUGCGCUCAUCAGUGCUGAGCACAGGCAACCAGCUUCUGAGACUAAAAAGGGUGGACACGGCUGGCCUGAGGACAGCGCUGGGCCAAGUCGACACUCAGUGGGCUGAGCUGCUGACUCGUAUCCCUGUAGUACAAGAGAAGCUCCACCAGCUGCAGAUGGAGAAGUUAGCAUCACGGCAUGCCAUCACAGAGCUGAUGAGCUGGAUCUCGCUCAUGGAGAACAUCAUAGAGGAAGAUCAGGACAAGAUCAUGGCAGCUGUGGGCUCAGCGGUGGUACAGGACUACUUGCAGAAGUAUAAGGGCUUUCGUAUAGAUCUGACAUGUAAGCAGCUGACUGUGGACUUUGUAAACCAGUCAGUGCUGCAGAUCAGCAGUCAGGAUGUGGAGGGAAAGCGCAGUGACAAAACGGACUUUGCUGAGAAGCUAGGAGCUAUGAACAGAAGAUGGCAGAUACUGCAGGGGCUCAUUACGGAAAAGAUUCAGCUUUUAGAAGGACUUGUGGAAGGUUGGUUGGAGCAUGAAAAUGGAGUUCAGGCCCUGAAAACCUGGCUCACAGUACAGGAGGAGAAAUUGAAGAAGAGACAGAGGAUAGAGGAUGUAGCAUCGGUGCAGAGUGCACUCAAAGACUGUCAGGAGUUGGAAGAAUUAGUGAAGGAAAAAGAGAAGGAUCUAGAGAAAGCAGAGGAACGAGGAAAUGCUCUCAUCCAGGAUAAGAAAGGCGCAGCUUGCUGUGUUGUAAAGGAAACCCUUAAAGGACUAAACCAGUCCUGGGCUCAUUUGGACCACAUGAUAAGUCAGAUGAAAGUGAGCCUGCGGUCGGUGCUGGAGCAGUGGACGUUGUACCGGCGAGCUUCAGAGGAGAUAAAUGGCUACCUGAUGGAGGGGCGUUAUUCUGUGUCCAGGCUGCGUCUCCUUAAUGGGUCUCUGGAGGCCGUGCAGCAGCAGGUGGAGAGUCUAGAGAGCCUUCAGGAGGAGAUGGAUAAACAGGAAAGUAGUUUGAGGAAGUUUGGCUCCGUAACUCACCAGCUGCUAACGGAGUGCCACCCAUCGGUGGCGGAAACACUCAACAAAGCUCUCCGGGACGUCAACAUCAGGUGGAAUCUUCUGCUAGAGCAGAUCUCAGAGCAGCUAAGGACCAGUAAGUCCUUGCUCGGACUGUGGCAGCGCUACAGGUCACUGUACAGCCAGUGCGUGACUGCAGUCCACAAACAGGAAGAACGUGCUGAUCGACUUCUGAGGAGCGCCACUGACAGGGAGAUAACUGAGGAGGAAAGCAGUGCCUGGAUUAAGGACUGCAAUGAUUGCCUUUGUGACCAAGACGCGGUGCAGCAGUCCCUCCAUCAGCUGCAAGCACUGGGAGAACAACUGAGGAGCCAAGUCGACUCCUCCUCUGCGGCAUCCCUUCAGUCCGACCAUUUGUCGCUCACGCAUCGCCUAGCAGCACUAGAGCACGCCCUGCACAGGCAACAGGAUGUAUUGCAGUCUGGAUCUGUGACGUGUGGGGUUUUCAGAGAGCAGCUAGACAAACUGAUCUGCAUGGCUGAGGAGGCCGAGGAAGUGCUGAAGGAGUCGGACCCAGUGGGUUCACCCGACCUUAAUGUGGUCCAGACGCGUAUAGAAAAACUGAAGGGUCACCUGUUGAAGCUGAGCAGUCUAUCUCCAGACUUGGAACGUGUUAACGAGAUGGUGUACAGAAUACCAGUCAGUGACAGAGACAUUAAACGGCUUCAAAGUCUCAACAGAGCCUGGGCCACUCACUCUGCUCACCUCACCGAGAGGUUCAGUAAACUGCAGUCGGUGUUGCUCCAGCAGCAGAGUUUCCUUGAGAAGUGUGAGGCCUGGAUGGAUUUCCUGACUCAGACUGAGAAGAAGCUAGGUGCUGAGAUCUCAGGCAACUACCAGAGUCUGCUGGAGCAACAGAGAGACCAUGAGUUGUUCCAGGCAGAAAUGUUCAGCAGACAGCAGAUUCUUUACUCCAUCAUAAGUGACGGGCAUCGCUUGUUGGACCAAGGACAAGUUGAUAAGAGUUACGACUUCAGUGUGAAAUUGGCUUUGCUGAGCAAUCAGUGGCAAGGUGUGGUGAGGCGGGCGCAACAGCGACGAGGCAUCAUCGAUAGUCUGGUUCGGCAGUGGCAGAACUACCGGGAGAUGGCAGAGAAGCUGCUCCGAUGGCUACAGGAAGUGACACGUGAUCCAGAUGUGCAUCAGCCAGGAGAACCAGUGGCUCUGCAGCAGGCCAGAAACCUGCUAGAUCAGAUACAGCUGAGGGAGCGAGUGCUUCAGCGGCAGCAAGGAGGCUACAUCCUCACCGUAGAGGCCGGCAGGAGUCUGCUGCUGUCAGCGGACGCCAAGGCGGAGUCCACCCUGCAGACUGAGCUAAUGGAGAUUCAGGAGAGGUGGAGGCAUGCCCACCAUCGCCUGGACCAGCAGAGGAGGCAGCUGCAGGGCUUACUGAAGAACUGGGAGCGAUGUGAGAAGGGCAUAGAUGUGUCUUUGGAGAAGCUGAGGGCCUUCAAGAGAAAGCUGUCUGUGCCUCUGCCUGACCACCAUGAGGAGCUGCACUCAGAGCAAAUCAGAUGCAAGGAGCUGGAGAGCAGCGUGGAGGGCUGGACCGAUGACCUUACUUCCUUAUUCCUGCUGAGAGACUCUUUGGAGGGCGUGGUGAGUGCUGAUGACAUCACAGUUCUACAAGAACGCCUCCAGCUGCUACAGCGCCAGUGGGAGGAGGUCUGCCACCAGCUUUCCCUGCGCAGGCAGCAGGUGAGCGAGAAGUUGAAUGAGUGGGCCGUGUUCAAUGAGAAGAAUAAGGAACUGUGUGAGUGGCUCACACAGAUGGAGAGCAAAGUCUCUCAGAAUGGGGACAUCAGUAUCGAUGAGAUGAUUGAAAAGCUGCGCAAGGACUACCAGGAGGAGAUCAGUGUCGCUCAGGAGAACAAGCAGCAGCUGCAGGUUAUGGGUGAGCGUCUGGCCAGGGCCAGCCAAGACAGCAAGGCGACGGAAAUCCAGCACAAACUCAACAAAGUCAGCGAGCGCUGGCAACACCUGCUGGAUCUCAUUGCAGCCAGGGUGAAGAAGCUGAGGGAAACCCUGGUGGCGGUACAGCAGUUGGAUAAAAACAUGAGCAGCCUUCGGUCAUGGCUCGCUCACAUUGAGACCGAGCUGUCCAAGCCCAUCGUCUACGACACCUGUGAUGACCAGGAGAUUCAGAGGAAGCUCAACCAACAGCAGGAGCUGCAAAGGGACAUAGAGAAACACAGCACAGGCGUGGCGUCGGUGUUGAACCUGUGCGAAGUCCUGCUGCACGACUGCGAUGCCUGCUCGACUGAGACGGAGUGCGACUCCAUCCAGCAGGCCACCAGAGGGCUGGACCGACGCUGGAGGAACAUCUGCGCCAUGUCCAUGGAGAGGAGGCUCAAGAUUGAAGAAACUUGGAGGUUGUGGCAGAAGUUCCUGGAUGAUUACGGCAGGUUUGAGGAUUGGCUCAAGACCUCAGAAAAAACAGCAGCCCUGCCUAACUCCUCUGGAGUUCUCUAUACCGUCGCUAAAGAGGAGCUCAAGAAGUUCGAGGCUUUCCAGCGCCAGGUGCAGGAGUGCCUGACCCAGCUAGAGCUCAUCAACAAGCAGUAUCGUCGUCUGGCCCGGGAAAACCGCACAGACUCCUCCUGCCGUCUCAGGGAAAUGGUGCACGAUGGGAACAGGCGGUGGGACAACCUGCAGAAGAGGGUGGCUGCAGUCAUACGCAGGCUAAAGCACUUCAUCAGCCAGAGGGAGGAGUUUGAGACUGCACGUGACAGCAUCCUGGUGUGGCUGACUGAGAUGGACCUACAGCUCACCAACAUAGAGCACUUCUCCGAGUGUGACGUACAGGCCAAAAUCAAACAGCUCAGGGCGUUUCAGCAGGAGAUCUACCUGAACAUGGGGAAGAUCGAGCUGGUGUUCAGGCAGGGUGAUGCUCUGAUUGAGAAGAGUGAACCUCUGGAUGCAGCUGUCAUCGAGGAGGAGCUGGAGGAGCUGCAAAGAUACUAUCAGGAGGUCUUUGGACGAGUGGAGAGAUACUACAAGAAACUCACGCGACUGCCUCUUGCAGACGACGAGCUCGACGGUUCAGACAGAGAGCUGGACAUGGAGGAUGGAGGAGACCUCUCUGAAAUGCAGUGGAGCGACUCCUCUUUGCCCCGGACAUCAGCGCGUCCAGCCUCAGGCACCGUGCCCCUCGUCCGGGCCGACCGCUCAGGCAGAGACACCCCGGCCAGCGUGGACUCCAUCCCGUUAGAGUGGGACCAUGACUACGAUCUGAGCAGAGGCCUGGAGAGCCCCUCAGGACGAGGCGAUGGGGAAAGAAGCCAAGGGCAAGAGGACGAGGAUGAGUAUAUGAGGACGGCUGCCACAGCACUAUCAGGUGAGCCAGGCCAGCUGGAGGCCAGUCUCAGGCAGCUGGACCAGGCUUUGGAUGCAGGGCGGUAUCACCUCCAGCAGAGAGAAGCCACUGCCAACCGGGUCAGCCCCGAUGUGGACUCCACUUACAUGGGCUACAUGCGUCUGAUGGGAGAGUGUCGCAGCAGCAUAGACGCAGUGAAGAGAGCAGAAGGAGAGCUGACCGAAGAUGAGGACGACAUGCCGGGACUCACCAACCCUACCAACACAGACACACAGAGCGCCGGUGUGAUUGAGCGCUGGGAGCUGAUCGAGGCUCAGUCUCUGAGUGAGAAGCACAAACACAAACAGAACCUGCAGCAGUGGCAGCAGCUGAUCUCAGAUCUGCAGACCUUGAGGGCUUGGCUCGGUCAUUCGGAGGCUGAACUCAGCCACCUACGAGGCCUCGAUCUCAGCACUGACAUACACACCAUCCAGCAGAGAAUCAAGAAGCUCAAGGAGCUGCAGAAGGGGAUGGAUGCUCACAAGUCAGAGGUCCUGUCCAUCAACCUGAGCAGUGCUGACUUCCUCCAAUCAGAGCCCGACUCUGAGGAGGCAUGGGAGCUGAGGGACAGGCUGAAGGAGAUGAAUUCGCGCUGGGACCGGCUCGGCGCCUCACUGGAGGACUGGAGGGAGGAGCUGCAGAGGGCACUGAUGCAGUGCCAGGAGUUCCAUGAGAUGAGUCACGGUCUGCUGCUAUGGUUGGAGAACAUUGACCGCAGGAGGAACGAGGUGGUUCCCAUCCCCCAAAAAGCAAAUCGCGAAACGUUACGAGCUCAUCAUAAAACACUUAUGCAAAUCAAGUGCGAGCUGCUGGACUCGCAGCAGAAGGUGUCGUCCCUUCAGGAGCUGUCAGCUCAGCUGCUGGUCAACACUAAACCUCAGAGUCUGGCCCAGGCCUCAGAGCGGACCCAGGCUCAGGGCAACGAGUGUCUGGAGGCCCAGGAGAAGGUUCACGUGAUCUGGAACAGGCUAAGGCUGCUCCAGAGGGAGGUCAACUCAGAUCUGGAGGGGCUGGAGAGGAGACUGGGGGCCAUGGAUGCAGAGCAGGAUUGCUCGCCAUUGCCUGUUAGCAGAUCCGCAGCGCCUGGUUCAGAGGUGACCAGCCAGACCCGCAAACGAUUGCCCCGAGGCAAAAGUAGUCAGGCCCACCCAGGACACCCUGAGAGCAGCCCGCGCCACAGCCGGAGCAGCUCACCAGGCGCCGCUGGCUGCGUUUCCUCCCGUUCUGACCUCUCAGACGUCACUUUAUCAGCUUCCUCCUCCUCCUCCUCCACAAAGGAUAAGUCCUUCCUGCUGCGGGUCCUCAGGGCAGCGCUCCCCGUCCACUUGCUCCUCCUGCUCCUCAUCGGCCUGGCCUGUCUGGUUCCCAUGACGGAGGAGGACUACAGCUGCCACCACGCCAACAACUUCGCCCGCUCCUUCCAUCCCAUGCUGCGCUACACCAACGGACCUCCGCCCAUAUGAGGAGCAGCUGAUUUUUGUAUUUAUUUAUUUUUAUUUUUUUAAAUCUACCUACUGCUUUGCCAAGGACUCCACUGACUCAUGUGAAUGUUUCCUCUUCACCCUGUGCCCUAAAGGAACAAACUCUUCCCCCUCGCUGGGGAGCGAGCUGUAUUAUGAAGUAUUUCAGAGGUGAUACGAAGACUGCUCUCACUAAACAUUGCACACCCACCCACUCACCUGAGUCACCUCAACCCUUUAAAAAAACAAACAAACAACAACACUCUGGAUACCCCCCCCCCCCAAAAAAAAAUAUUUCAUGUCGUUUUAACUUAAAUAUGUAUUUUAUUUUUAAGGUUUCUGGAGAAACCUGCGAAAUCAUUGAAAAACAAAGCACUAUUUAUAUACUGUAUGUUGGGAGCCAAAGUCGACUGUGCAUUUUUGUCCAUUAUAUCAAGUGCUGCUACUAUUUAUUUAGUGUUCAAUCUGUUACUAGAUUGUUAGCAUCGAUUAAGCUGAAGCCCCACUGUGAGUGGGGGGGAUAUUGUAAAUUUUAAGAGCAGGCUUGCCGUCGGAGUAGCAGAUUAUUCACAGCCUCGGGUGUGAAGAGAUUAGUUUCAGACUCACGUUUGAACAUCGACUGAGGAAAAAAAAUGACCGAAACCGCACAGAAUCAGGUCAGCAGAAGUAUUUUUCUCCAGGAUGACUCGUUUCAGAAGGACCAGCCUGUCAAUUUGGAAAUGAAGUCUAAAACCUGCACGUAAAGCACUGACACGAGCACUGUCUGAAGGUACUGCACUGAUGCCCUCCAGCCAAGAUGGCAGACUUCUUUCUCCAAAAGCCAAGGCUUGUACUUUUUUUUUUUUUUUUUAAUUUUAGUUUUUUAUCAACUGGGACAAAAAUGAAAAAAAAGAAGAAGAGCUCUCAUUUGUAUAUCAUUGUUUGAAAUGCCUUUGAGUACAGGCAGUUAUUUUUUUAUCUUUCAGUUUGAGCAUGCACUUGAAAGUCUCUCGCUUUUACGAAGGCCAAACAAUCACUGGUAGUUUUAGUAGACAGCUGUGACAUGAAAUAGUGUGCUUUGUAAUAACUGCGAUUAUUAUUCUGCGGUGAUGAGACAUCUGAAUCUGUUUAAAAAAAAAAUUAAAUAUGAAAAUGGUUAUUUAUGUAUGUACAGUUUGCUAAUGCCAACUUCAUGGAGAAUACCCUCUUUGCAAGUAAUAAAACAUGAAAUAUUUA